Molecule: messenger RNA, 729 nt
Organism: Rodentolepis nana
Lineage: Eukaryota; Metazoa; Platyhelminthes; Cestoda; Cyclophyllidea; Hymenolepididae
Source: the annotation of a GenBank genome assembly
AUGAAUAAAGUCAGCCGAAUUGAGCUUUUCAUCUAUGCCGCUUUCUAUGUCAUCUUCAUUAUUGGAUAUCAACUCUACUGCAAGGAAUUAGAAAAACGACCAUAUAAAGGCCGACCAUCAAAUAAAGUUAAAAGCAUCCUCUUGGGAUUUUAUAAUCCUCAAGGAACAAAUUACUCAGAAAUUGUGAAGAAGUUGAGCGUAGUACCUUACCUUUUGGUCUACUCUCUGCUAUGCUUAAUUAUCAAUGUUUCAAAUGUGCCAUUUGUAAUUGAAAAAUUGAAAUACAUUAACGCCGUUUUAGAAAAGGGAAGUUGUGGACUUUCUAUCCAUCGUGAUAAUGAUAUCUUUGUAUGGAGUGACACUGAUUGGAGUGAUAAUUACAAUGAUGGCUGGUAUGGCAAUUAUUGGCAAGACUUCAGAGAAUAUAUUGAGACUACUUCCUUGGUCUAUGCUGGUUUCUAUGCUCACGUGAUCCGAGCUAUGUUAAUUUGCUGCGACUAUGCAAAUUCUCCGGAACCAAUCAGCUGGAAGCGCCUAUUUUCCGAGAGCAUUGGCUUUUCCGCUUUUACCAACGUCUACAUGCCAUCCUCCUUCAUCCUCUUCAACGAUUGGAAACAGUGGAAAGAUGGCAAGCAUGAGAACCCUGGGUACCUCUGUUGGCCUGUAUUAAACCCCACCACAAAAAUCAUUGCCGGUGGAGAGAAGUGGGCAACAAUUAUUCCUGGUUAG